CCAAAUUCAUUUUACAUUUCAACUACGCUCCAAAAAAACUCGAAACAAUUUGUAGCGGCAAAAAUAAGGACCAACCCAUCCUCCGCCAUCCUCCACACACAACUGUAGAACAACACGAUGCCUCGCACAGGCUUCAUCGGCUCCUUAUCGACGCCCAAGGUCGAUGUCGUCAUCGACAUGGGUAACCCCUUUCUCAAUCUCACCGUCGAUGGCUUCUUGAAGAUCGGAUCCGUCGCUGCUACUCGAGCGGCUGCUGAGGAUGCAUAUCAUGUCGUUAGAAAAGGAACGAUUUCUACUCACAAUUUUGAAAACACGUUGAAGAAAAUGUGUAAAGAAGGUGCAUAUUGGGGAACUGUAGCUGGAGUUUAUGUAGGUAUGGAGUAUGGAGUAGAAAGGGUUCGUGGUACAAGAGAUUGGAAAAAUGCAAUGAUUGGAGGUGCUUUGACGGGAGCUCUAGUAUCAGCAGCGAGCAACAACAAUCGGGACAAAAUUGUUAUCGACGCAAUUACAGGAGGGGCCGUUGCAACCGCUGCAGAGUUCAUAAACUAUCUUACUUGACACCGAGGUUUUCUGACCAUUUUCGUCUCCCGUCCCUUGUAAACCUUGAGCAAAAGAAUAACCAGCUUCGUAUUAUUAAUGAAGGAAAAGAGUUAGAAAGUAAUAGAAACAUCUUCUUUCUUCAUUAAUGAGAGCCACAUGUUUUGUUGAGGCUGUAAUCGUACCUAUAGUUUCAUUGUUAUAAGGAACAAAACUAUUGGUUAAGCUUUUAAGAAAGCGAUAUUUCUUCUUAUCUGUCUUUUAAGUUUAACAUAACAAAUUUAAGUUGGUUCAACUUUU
This is a messenger RNA of Benincasa hispida (wax gourd), 837 nucleotides long. It is a transcript of the gene OEP16-1, whose product is annotated as outer plastid envelope protein 16-1. The record is from RefSeq and is a predicted model, not a curated record. Gene Ontology annotation, biological process: protein import into chloroplast stroma. Gene Ontology annotation, molecular function: amino acid transmembrane transporter activity. Gene Ontology annotation, cellular component: chloroplast outer membrane. NCBI's taxonomy places the organism in Eukaryota, Viridiplantae, Streptophyta, Magnoliopsida, Cucurbitales, Cucurbitaceae.